UGUAUCAAUCAGUUUCAUUAUUCAUUUAAUUAAUAUCCUCCUACUAUUACUACUUCAUUUAUCUCUCAUUUUGCAUAUUUAUACCUUCCAGCUCAAAACCUCUUUUCAUGCAUAAAUGGCCCCUUCAACUCUAACUGCUCUGGCCCAAGAAAAAACCCUCAAUUCCAGAUUUAUUCGAGACGAAGAUGAGCGUCCUAAGGUUGCCUAUAAUCAAUUUAGCGACGAAAUUCCCGUCAUUUCUUUAGCUGGUAUCGAUGAUGAUGCCAGGAGAUCCGAGAUAUGUCGAAAAAUAGUGGAGGCUUGUGAAGACUGGGGGAUUUUCCAGGUGGUUGAUCACGGUGUUGAUACCGCCUUGAUCGCCGAAAUGACUCGUCUUGCUCGUGAAUUCUUUGCUUUGCCUGCCGAGGAGAAACUCCGGUUCGAUAUGACAGGGGGAAAGAAGGGUGGAUUUAUCGUUUCUAGUCAUCUUCAGGGUGAAGCGGUGCAAGAUUGGCGAGAGAUAGUGACUUAUUUUUCGUACCCGAUUAGAGCCCGGGACUACUCAAGAUGGCCUGAUAAGCCGGAGGGAUGGAGGUCUACCACGGGGGAGUACAGUGAGAAGCUGAUGGGUCUAGGGUGCAAGCUACUGGAAGUUUUGUCAGAGGCCAUGGGGCUUGACAAAGAGGCUAUUACAAAGGCCUGUGUGGAUAUGGAUCAGAAAGUGGUGGUGAAUUACUAUCCCAAGUGCCCUCAACCUGACUUGACACUGGGACUAAAAAGGCAUACGGAUCCUGGCACAAUUACGCUCUUGCUUCAGGAUCAGGUUGGGGGGUUACAGGCCACCAGGGAUGGUGGAAAAACCUGGAUCACUGUUCAGCCUGUGGAGGGUGCCUUUGUUGUUAAUUUGGGUGAUCAUGGUCAUUAUUUGAGCAAUGGGAGGUUCAAGAAUGCUGACCACCAAGCAGUCGUGAAUUCCAACUACAGCAGAUUGUCAAUUGCAACUUUCCAGAACCCGGCUCCUAACGCGACAGUAUAUCCAUUAAAGAUUAGGGAGGGAGAGAAGGCCGUUAUGGAGGAGCCCAUAACAUUUGCCGAGAUGUACAGGAGGAAGAUGUCGAAAGAUAUUGAGGUGGCUAAUCUCAAGAAACUGGCUAAAGAGAAACUGUUGCAGGACCAAGAGUGGGACAAGGCCAAGCUGCAGAUGAAACCCAAGAGCGCAGAUGAAAUCUUCGCUUGAUCUUAGUACCAUAUAAUUAUACGUUUUCGGGCUUAAGCUUAUUUGAAUUUGGCUUGAUUCAGUCUGUGUUGAAUUAAUAAUGUGUGUCUGUCCAUCUUAUCAUUUAUUUGUAUGGCUUGCCUAAAUCUGAUAAGGGUAAGCCUUGCCUGCUUAUGGGUGAAUUUAGUGUGUAAUGAAUAAUGAAGAUUUGAUUUA
Messenger RNA from Daucus carota subsp. sativus, 1411 nucleotides. RefSeq names its product flavanone 3-dioxygenase. The transcript is spliced from 3 exons. Lineage: Eukaryota; Viridiplantae; Streptophyta; Magnoliopsida; Apiales; Apiaceae. The coding region runs from base 116 to 1216 and encodes 366 amino acids. The record is from RefSeq and is a predicted model, not a curated record.